Protopolystoma xenopodis is the source of this 252-nucleotide messenger RNA. The record is from the annotation of a GenBank genome assembly. NCBI's taxonomy places the organism in Eukaryota, Metazoa, Platyhelminthes, Monogenea, Polystomatidea, Polystomatidae.
AUGAAAGAUUUCUUUGUGUUCACAACUCAGUGUACCCCUAUUUCCGUUUGUUUAGACGUGUCAGAUAACGAUCUUUCCAACAUCUCAGCCGAUCAUGUGGAUCGACUGUCACAAGCGAUAUUAUUCGCAUCCCGACGUGCUGGAGCCAAAUGGAAGGACACUAUUUAUGCACUGCCAUUUUGGCAAAGCCGAGGCCGACUGCAACUGGAGGAGGCGGUCACACGACUGGAGUUGCGAAUGGUGAGUCUUUAA